AACAAAACGACAUGCAAUGCUCGGAUCCCCGUCGCAUGCGAGGGUCUAUCAUUUAAAGACAAACGACAUAUCGUUCUUAGGGAGGAGGAUCCCUUUUCUCCUCUUGAAAGCAGGUUUCUUUGUCUGUAUUCCUCAUCCACACAGGCUGUCCGAAACCAAAAUCAAUACAAGACGAGCUUCGGCUAGGGUUUACAGAGGACUCGGAGAAAUCGAACCGAUGGGACACCACGGCGCUAUAGAGACGGCGAAGACGGUCAUCGAGGUGGCCGACGUCGCCUGGAAAGCCAUGGAAUUUACCCAGCACCAUCAACUCCACAGCCAGAACCAUGAAAAUCACGAAAAAGACGCCAAGAAUCCUACAAUAGACGAUGAAUUGGAGUCCUUAAGAUCCGAAAAUCAGCGUCUCAGAAACCAGCUAGAGAAAAAUUUACAACUUCUCCGAAAUUUAUCCGAAUCGCCUUGCUUGUUAAAUGAUUGCCCCCCUGAUCUAUACACCCGCCUAGUUGCUACUGUGGAUUCUGAGAACUUCUUGGCUCGACUUAAAUCCCUUCAGCAAGCAUCAGCUAACAAAACUAUGAUUGAAUUCCCUUUCAAAGAGGCUACAGGGGAUGAUAUUCAUUCUGCUGAAAUUCUGAUCAAUGUCUCUCAUGAAGAACCUAGUUGGUGGGUCUGGGUCACGGAAGAAAUGGUUCCCAACCAUGUUGAAGAACCGAGUGGAAUUGAUGACGAGAAUUAUGUAGUUGUUACUGAGGAACAUGUGGUGGAUGGGGUUGCCAACUUUAUGGUUAAAUGCAUUUUGUCAAAUCCAAAGGCUUUGAAUAUGACACCUGAGGAGCUGCAGAAAACUGUGGCAAAAGCAUUGGAGGGUGUGAGCAAAUUUGAGAAGAUAUUAGAUAUUUGGCAUGCGGGACAGCUGUUUUAUACCUUGGCUACCUGGGGACUUGCACUGUGGGGGUUGUAUCGGAGUCGAGCUGUACUAAGAGUUGCUGCAAAGGGUGUUCACGCAACUGGCAAAGUCAUUUUAAAGGCACUCUGAAGAAAGCCGCUCCACUGCAAUGAGCAAAAUAAAUUGUAAAUAUGUAAUUGUACUGCGUAUUAUGUGGGACCUUCUAGUGUCAUCCUGUGUGCAAAUUCCAUUUAAUUCCUCCACUUCUCUGGCAAUGUAAAUAGUAUUGGUUUCAACUGCUACUCAAUUGAAUUGAUUGAUUUGAAUUA
Molecule: messenger RNA, 1215 nt
Organism: Manihot esculenta (cassava)
Lineage: Eukaryota; Viridiplantae; Streptophyta; Magnoliopsida; Malpighiales; Euphorbiaceae
Exons: 6
Coding region: 17-1036 (339 amino acids)
Source: RefSeq, a predicted model, not a curated record